Molecule: messenger RNA, 1215 nt
Organism: Striga asiatica
Lineage: Eukaryota; Viridiplantae; Streptophyta; Magnoliopsida; Lamiales; Orobanchaceae
Source: the annotation of a GenBank genome assembly
AUGCACGGUGAUUUUCAGCACACAGUAGUAGUAGCAGCCCUAUACAUGGACAUCGAAUCAAACAGUGUAAUCAAAGAAAAAAGACUUGUUCAUGGCGGCGGAGUCCAACGGGAUCUCGGUUUCAGCAGCUCCUCAAAACGAGCUCACUCCGAAUUCCGAAACGAAUAUGGCCGCUCUCUCACACGUUGCCAUAUCGCCCUCAUAGCCCGAGCAUGGUGGUUGCUGUUGUAUUGUGACGUGUUCUUUUUGCAUUUAGUUUCAUCUGUGGUGGGAAUUCUAUUGGCUGCUGAUCCAUCGGUUGUGAAUAGUUGCAAUAAAGAAGGUUGUGGUCCCCUGCAGUCAGCCUGUGGCUGCCCCCAUAAUUUCCAUAAAAAACAGCCCGACGACGAGCAUCCUGGCCGCCACCCCAAGUGCUCUUGUGCCAACAACAGUGAUAGAAGGCACCGCCAGAAUCUGUCCUCUAAGCAGCCGAACCUCCGACACCACUUCGCCCCUCCACUUUACUUUUAUUGCUCGGUAAUUGUUAUAUUUGUUUCUCUUUUUUAUGUGGAUGAAUUAAGAACUGUCAGACUACUUAUUCUUCAUCAGCAAAUAUGUUCUCCUCUUUCUGUGGCAACAUCGAUUCUGAGAGAAAUUCUACAUGAAUUAUCAGAACACGAAAAAAAAAAGAUGGAGCUAAUGAUGUUGCGAAGAAAGAAGGCCACCAAGUUGACAGCGUAUCUCUCGAGGUCUCGCUGUUGUCAGCUGUGGUUGAUAACAACUGAUAACGCUCAGGCAGUUUGGUCAAAUUUAUACUGCUUGCUGAGUCUUCAAUGCUACAAGACUCCAAUCUAUGUCGGUGGGAGAUAUGUUAAGGAAGGGCAGAGCCCAUGGUAUGAUAAUUUAUGCCGUCCACUCACUGAUCUUAUUCCACUGAUCGAAAGCGGAGUCAGAGGUGUAACUAGCAACCCAGUGAUUUUCCAGGAAGCAAUAUCAACUUCAAGUGCAUAUAAUGAUCAGCUGAGCUGCGGCAAUAAGAACAUCAAUGCGAAGCUGAUUCUUAUUCUGUCGGUUGGUGGUAUGGAUUUUGAUGGCUCAUAUGUGUCGAAUACAAGCGAGUGGGAAGCUGCAGUUGUUAGGUGGAGAUGCAAGAAAUGCCGGCUACAAUUGCCUGUUGGUUUUGCCACUGAGGAACUGAAAUCAAGUCUACACCGAGGGAGCGGAGGUGAUCGAUGA